AUGGCUUCUUUUAUGACGGACCUUUGGUCCAGCGUCUUCACGCCGGGGACAACUCCAACUCUGCUCAUCGCGACCAACGCGACUUUCGCGGCACUCCAGGUGCUCCUCUUAGCCCUCCUUUUUGCAACAUACAGCAUUCAUUUCGCUGUUCUUUCCGGUCUAUGUGGCGCGCUAUGGUGGUCCAUAAAUUGGUUCGUGGCGGAACUCGAUGCGGCCAAAGCGAACGAGGCACGAGGCAGACGAGAUUUGAGCCAGUCUGCUACUGAACCGUUGAAUCGGCCGCCAGGUGCCCUGGACACCUCUGAGAGCGAGACUGAAACCGAGAGUAUAGUGGGUGCUGGAGAUGUCAAGGUAUCUACGGCGACUACAACGGCACUUGGUAACGCGGCCGCGGCUCGAAAACCACCCCCAUCCUUGCUGAAGAGGGAAUCCACACCUGCGGCACCGAAUCAGCCGGCCACUCAAACCGUUCCAGAAGACCGUGGUGGAGAACUAAGACAGCGCAACGCUCAUGAUAGCUCGGGCUAUGUUAGCACGGAUAGCGAGCAAACCGUCACUUCCCUCAACGCCCUUCACACUCCCGCAGAAGGGUCACGUGAUAUCGCGUUUGGCCUGGAGCCCACCGUCACCACUUGUGUUGAGCAGCAGCAACGUCGAACGGACGAGUGGCAUCCCAGUGCCGCGCCAAUUUAUUGCUUCUGUCAAGUGUGCCGAGGUCUGCUAUCCUCGUACUCGAUUGUCCCCAAUGGGAGUCGUCCCUCUUUUCCCGCCAUGUUUCCCAAUGUCCCGCUCUCGAUUGGCCGCAAGCGCGUUUUUGACUCGGUAUUCCCGCCGGUUCCCUUGAGCAGCAUUCCGCCAAAGCCCGAUGCAACCUCCAUCCCAAGCUCCAUCCGGUCUCCUGCCCAGCAGCAAUCUGCACUUCCUUCUUCCCACAUAGAUGCCGCGCCUGAACAAGCGACUUGGGACCGGGCAUGGCAUACUGCAACAGCUUUCCUGUCAAUCCCAGACAAGAAGCCUAGCUACUGCACCGCCAGUGACGAAAUAAGCGACGAAUGUUUGUUUCAGCAAUGGCCCCGGGAAACACUGCCAUCGCAGAGCGUUAUAGAAGCUCUAUGUUACGUUGGAUCCGACUCGUCGAUUGGAAAGCAGCUUCGAGCUGGAUCCAAGGAGUGUGACCUGCAAGAGUGGUCGGAUUUUUCACGCCUUCUUGCUGAGGAAUUGGCUACGGAAGGGGGGGCUAUUCUUGGAAUUCACGCUGAUAUCAGGAGUGGAACUGGGUCUCCACAACCCCAUGACCACACCCUGGAAAAUGAAGGCAGGGGCGAUAGCAUGGACCUCGACCAGACAUACUCAAUGUCAUACAGGGAUUGGAAGAAUGAAGUGUCGUCGAAGCGUCGAAUAAGCAUGAUGACAGAGGGUGAAGACGGCGUUGUUACUGCAGCACGUCAUCGAUUACUACGCCUGCUUGAGGAUGUUCAAAGCGUAGGACUUGGGGGAAGCAAAGCCCAGAAGGUGUUUGCAGAGGUCAUGAAUAAUCUAAUAACUGAAUUUGUCAACGCUUCAUACGCCGGAGAAUGGGAAGCCCCGUCGUUUGUGUUGGACCAUUUGCGGCAAUGGAUCGAAAAUGUGUUUGCCCGAUUGGUCGUUCAGGUACUGGAUAUAUUCACGAUCUCAGAGGAUGAGGAUAUAUUACCAGACGAGCUCAUCGUAACACUUAAUGAUGUCGAGAAAUGGCAAGAGAUUGGCCUCGCUCGGUUAGGAGCCCUUCGAAUUAGCGAAUUGUUUGAAAUCAUUGUCGAAUGGGAUGCUAGCUCCGGCGCGAUCGAAGAUCUGAAACAUUAUAUCACUAGUCCCUCUACUCGGUUCUAUCUUACAAGUGCAUUCGCUGGAACUCUGAUGAAUCGACUCCUUCAUCCUGGAGCCUCUACAAUUGAUAUACUUCAGGUAUACAUCUCGAUCAUCCACGCCUUUACCCAAUUGGAUCCGAGAGGGGUCCUUCUUGAUCGACUCGCACGCCCUAUCCGCCGGUACUUACGAGAGCGCGAUGACACGGUGAAAGUGAUUGUGAGUGGGCUACUAGCUAAUACAGAUCCCGAUGGGGAACAGAUCCCAAGUGUCCCCGAUGCCUUGGGCGAGCUUGCUGUUGAACUCUCCAAGGCACACCAGUUAGCACUUCAAGAAGGUGGUGGCGAACUUGAUUGGGACGAUAUGAACUGGAUUCCGGACCCGAUUGACGCAGCCGCGGAUUACAAGAAGUCGAAACAUUCCGAUGUUAUUGGAAGUUUAGUCAGUCUUUUCGAAUCAAAAGAAGUUUUCGUCAAAGAGCUUCAACGGGUUCUCAGCGACCGUCUAUUGAAGAAAAAGAGAGACUAUGAUCUGGAAAUCUCUGUGUUGGAACUGCUCAAGUUGCGGUUUGGAGAAUCCGCCCUGCAAGCUUGUGACGUUAUGAUGCGUGAUGUUGUCGACUCCAAGCGGGUGGAUACUGUGAUCCGUGCAGACCAAAAUUUGGGUUCUCUAAACGGCAGUCCGCAUGAGGAGGUGCCGGAAAUACAUGCUAAGAUUCUCUCACGCUUAUUCUGGCCAUCACUAUCCGAUCAGAAUUUCAAGGUUCCCGAGGAAAUUGCGUCUUUGCAGGCCAGAUAUUCCGCAGGCUUUGAGACACUGAAACCAUCUCGCAAACUUACUUGGCUCAAUAGUUUGGGAUCUGUUACCGUUGAACUCGAUCUCACAGAUCGGUUCUUCAGCGACGAAGUGACUCCUUGGCAGGCCAGUGUUAUUUACGCAUUCCAGUCAUGUUCACCGAGCUCGACUGAUUCGCCGGUCACUAAGUCUGUCUCCGAACUAGCCGAAGAACUCGAGAUGUCCCCAUCUCUCGUCCGGAGCGCCUGUCUCUUCUGGCUUAGCAAGCGUAUUCUCGCUGAGUCCGCGCUGGACAUUUUCUCCGUUCUCGAAACCCUUCCCGAUAACGAAGAAAGCGUAUCCCAGCCCGCUGGUGUAGGAGCCCAGCCCGGAGACAAAACUACCAAUAUCUCGGAAGCCUCUGCUGCAGCUGCAGCUGCCGAGGCUGAAGCGGCGCGCGAAUCUGCAGAAGCAGCCGCCAUGGAAAAAAUGAAUGUAUAUUGGCAAUUUAUUGUGGGAAUGUUGACGAAUCAGGGCGCAAUGCCUCUCCAGCGGAUUAUUAUGAUGCUGAAAAUUGCGGUACCGGGUGGGUUUCCCUUUAGCUCGGAGGAGUUGAAGGAAUUCCUGGGGAAAAUGGUUGCAAAGGGGAAAUUAGAGAUGCUUGGGGGUGGGAAUUAUAAGAUCAUUGGUGCUUGA
Uncinocarpus reesii 1704 is the source of this 3315-nucleotide messenger RNA. RefSeq lists its product as uncharacterized. NCBI's taxonomy places the organism in Eukaryota, Fungi, Ascomycota, Eurotiomycetes, Onygenales, Onygenaceae. Gene Ontology annotation, biological process: vacuolar proton-transporting V-type ATPase complex assembly; ubiquitin-dependent protein catabolic process. Gene Ontology annotation, cellular component: anaphase-promoting complex. The transcript is spliced from 3 exons. Gene Ontology annotation, molecular function: ubiquitin protein ligase binding. The record is from RefSeq and is a predicted model, not a curated record. The coding region runs from base 1 to 3315 and encodes 1104 amino acids.